Molecule: messenger RNA, 697 nt
Organism: Priapulus caudatus
Lineage: Eukaryota; Metazoa; Priapulida; Priapulimorpha; Priapulimorphida; Priapulidae
Product: aspartate--tRNA(Asp/Asn) ligase-like
Exons: 3
Biological process (GO): aspartyl-tRNA aminoacylation
Molecular function (GO): aspartate-tRNA ligase activity; ATP binding
Source: RefSeq, a predicted model, not a curated record
AUGCAAAAACGCAUGCGUAUGCGUAGCCAAGUAACAAGGUAUAUCCGUAACCAUUUAGAAGAAGACGGUUACUGGGAUAUCGAAACCCCAAUGUUGACCAAAGCGACACCAGAAGGUGCGCGUGAUUAUCUAGUACCUUCACGUACGCAUCAGGGUAGUUUUUUUGCGCUGCCACAAUCCCCACAAUUGUUUAAACAGUUGUUGAUGAUGUCGGGUAUGGAUCGCUAUUAUCAAAUCGUGCGUUGUUUUCGUGAUGAAGAUUUACGUGCAGAUCGUCAACCUGAAUUUACUCAAAUCGAUGUCGAAACCACAUUCAUGGAUGAAAAUGAUGUGAUGAUUGCGAUGGAAGAAAUGAUUCGCGACGUCAUGAAGGACGUAGAAUUUAAAGUUUUCUCUGGUCCAGCUAAUGACCCUGAUGGACACGAAGUCAUAACUGCCAUAAUUGAAAAAGCCGGUGUUAAAACAGGCGACAUCUUAUUCUUUGGUGCUGGUGAAACCAAUACCGUCAAUGAAUCGCUUGGCGCAUUACGCGUUAAGUUGGGUAUCGACAUGGGAAUGGUUAGCGAUAAUUGGGAACCACUUUGGGUCGUUAACUUCCCCAUGUUUGAGAAAAACAGCCAAGGUGAUUGGACAGCGUUGCAUCAUCCAUUUACGGCACCUUCUGUUGAUUCGAUUGAGGCCUUUAAAGCAGAUCCAG